Messenger RNA from Zasmidium cellare ATCC 36951, 1050 nucleotides. RefSeq lists its product as uncharacterized. NCBI's taxonomy places the organism in Eukaryota, Fungi, Ascomycota, Dothideomycetes, Mycosphaerellales, Mycosphaerellaceae. The transcript has a single exon. The record is from RefSeq and is a predicted model, not a curated record. Gene Ontology annotation, molecular function: zinc ion binding; oxidoreductase activity. Bases 1 to 1050 code for a protein of 349 amino acids.
AUGCGAAUUGGCCAUGAGCAACCGUUACAUCGCACUCGACAUGCCAUCCCAAAGCCGGAGAAAGAUCAUCUGCUUGUCAAGAUCCAAGCUGCUGGAGUCUGCCAUAGCGACUGCUUCAUCCGAGACAUGAAGGAGCCUACGCUGGACUGGCCUGCUGAGUUCGUUCUCGGGCACGAAGGAGCUGGAGAAGUCGUCGAGCUUGGCCCGGGGAUCGAUCAGUCCCAGUUCAAAGUUGGCGACCGUGUGGCCAUGCACAUCAUUCCCGGAUGCAACAACUGUACAACUUGCAGACUUGGUCAUCGCAGGUUGUGCAAGGUCAAAGGCAACGGGGGAUACGGGCUUGGUAGAGAUGGCAUGUUUGCGGAGUACGUUUCUGUCCAAGCCUACGGUUGCGUCAAGGUUCCGGAUAAUGUGUCGAUCGAGGCCGCGGCUAUCGCAUCGGACGCAGUCCUGACUGCUUACCACGCUGUGAAACACACAGCAGACGUCAAACCGGACCAGACAAUUGCAAUUUUCGGCCUUGGAGGUCUAGGACUCAAUGGAUUGCAGAUUGCACAGUACCUCGGCGUGAAGCGGAUAUUGGUGGCCGACAAGAAGCAAGAAGCUGUUGAUCUGGCCGUGAAACUCGGCGUGGCCCCCGAGGAUGCAUUCUGUACCUCUAAUAGCGAAGCCAAGCCCAUCCACGAGGUUGUCGCGGAGAAAGGGAUACUGGUCGAUACUGUGUUGGACUUCGUCGGCCACGAACAAACGAUCCUCAGCGCCCAACUAACGGUGCGCGAAGUCGGACUCAUAGUCUUGGUGGGAUUGAUCAGCCAGCAAGGUCCACUCUUACCCCUGGUGAUGACAAUGAGAAGCAUAACCUUCAAGGGUUCAUACAAUGGAGAAGUCAACGCACUGAAAGAGUGCCUGGAUUUACUGUCGCGGGGUGUCAUCAAGCCUGAGAUCGAAAAGACUUCCAUUGAGAAUUUGCAACAGGUCAUGGAUGACCUCGAUGCUGGCAAGUAUCAGGGGCGCAUGGUGCUCACGCCUGACUGGAAGGAACUCAGUUAG